AGCAGCGCGCCCCUCCCACCCGGUGGCGUAGGCCCGGCCCGACCCGUUGGGACCCUUUCCUUAGGCCUGCCGCCCCCGCCCCCCUACCCAGAAACUCCCACCUGGGAAGGCCAGAGUCUCCCCCGGUUAGUGGCCCCUGAUCCCGACUCCAGAAACUCACUCCCAGCCCCCUCCAGGCCGCACCCCACCCCUCGCCUCGCCCUUCCCAGCGUCCCCCACCUACGGCGGCCGGAGCCCAGCCCCGUGACCCCCGGCCCUGCCGCCUGGGAUCCUCAGUCCGGGAUGACCGCCUCCCCACUCUCCGAGCCUGGCCUGGCCCCGAGCCCCAGACUCGAGGGAUUCCGGGCCUCACCGCCACUGCCCCCUCCCAGAAUACACCCCCGGACCGCCCACCUGUACCUCUUCCCUCUCCCCCUUUUUCUUGGGGCUCUUCUCCUCGGGCCCUUCUGCUUGCCUCCACUCGGAUUCUCCCCGCUCUGAACCUCUGGGGGGAAGGUGACCUAGCUGAGGUCACGCCGUGGGGCUUAGUGGCAAAGUCCAGCCAGUGGUGCUGCAGGUGGCUCUGUGAGGGGCCUCCCGUGGAUCCGCCCCUUGUCCUCGCUCGGGUGGCAGAGCUCUCGGCUGUUCAGCGGUGCCGGGAGGGCCGGCACAGAUCCCUCCAAGGAGGGGUCUCACUCAGAGAGGGAGCUCGCUGGGUGCCGAGCCCGGCUGCCUGGAGGGUCUGAGGAAGUGGAGAAAUGGCUGUUUUGUUUCGUGUCCCGUCCAGGAGUGGCCCCCGGGGCGGGGGCCGGGGCCAGGGGUGCUGAUGUCCGAGGAAGCUCGGAUUCCUCAUCUGCAGGAAGGGGGCUGGAGCUGGCGGGCAAGGCGCGUGGGGUGCCGGCUGGGCCAGCUUGGUCGGGAGCCGGCAGCUCUUUGGCGUUGGGUGGCAGGGGUGCGAGCCGUCCCGCAGACCUGGUGCGGGUCCCAGCCUGAAACCCCGGUCCCGGAGCGGCAGGCGUCCCCUGCGGGGGCGUGGGGGUGGGACUCCGGAGGAUUCCUGAGUCGGCCUUCCUUUACCCCAAUCCUGGAACCCAUGGGCGGCUUGGGGCGUAGGCAGAAGGCCAUGUGAGGCCGUGAUUGGCUUGGGGAACAAAGCACUGUUCCUCCCGACACGCUCAGAAGGAGCCCGUGUCACUCGAGGGGGUGCCCUGUGUGAGGUGGGGCCCCCCGUGGAGCUGAGCUUUCCCUGAGAGCCCGGCCUGAGGCCUUGGCUUUGUCUCGCCAAUUCCUGCCCGAGGAGCAGGCCAGGGGUUGGGCUGGCCAAGCAGAUGGGCUGCACAUCCAGGCCGCGUCCCUGGUGCGUGGGGCCGGGUGAGCGGGCUACCCUCAGCCCCCUGCACCUCCUCUCUCCUUGGGGCUGCGACCAGGAGGCCCUUCAUUCCCCGAGAGCCUGCCUGACCCCCUGGCGCCUUUGGUUUCCCUCGUGUGCAAAGGGAGGGCUCGGCUGGCUGAUUUCUGAGGCCGCCUCAAGCUCCAGAAAGCUCUGCUCCUUUGCCUCUCAGCCGCCCAGCUUCUGGGCUCUUGCUACAGAGAUCAAGUUCCCCUCCCAGCCCCGCUCCCCAGCCUUUUCCUGUGGCACCUGUUCCUCUCUGCUCACUGCUGGCGGGAGCCGCCCUUGCCAUCCUCUUUGCCGCCUCGUGCCAGUCUCUGGGCCCAGCGAUGAGUGGGGUGACCAGGAGGAAGGGGGAGAGACGGCAGCCGGCAGGGCAGGGUCUGUGUCACAUCAGGCAGCCUCAGGCUGCGAGGAAGGAGGUGGGUAGCAGAAGCGGCGCAUGCAGAGGCCCUGGAGCUGGCGGGACGGCGCAGCCGUGUGGCUGGCCCUGUUCGUGCUCUUCGUCCUGGCCUACAUCCACAUUGUCUUCUCCCGCUCGCCCAUCAACUGCCUGGAGCACGUGCGGGACGAGUGGCCGAGAGAGGGCGUCCUGCGCGUGGAGGUGCAGCACAACUCGAGCCGCGCGCCCGUCCUCCUGCAGUUCUGCAGUGGUGGCGGCAGCUUCCCUGGGCUGGCUGUGGGGCCGGGAGGCCUGGAGCUGGGGGGUGAGGACGACGAGGAGGAGCUGACCGUGGAGGUGUUUGGGAACAGCUCCGUCAAGUUUGAGCUGGACAUCGAGCCCAAGGUGUUCAAGCCACCAGGUGGCCCCGAGGCCCUGAACGACAGCCAGGAGUUCCCCUUCCCUGAGACGCCCACAAAAGCGUGGCCGCAGGACGAGUACAUCGUGGAGUACUCGCUGGAGUACGGCUUCUUGCGGUUGUCGCAGGCCACGCGGCAGCGGCUUAGCAUCCCAGUCAUGGUGGUCACCCUGGACCCCAUGCGGGACCAGUGCUUCGGGGACCGCUUCAGCCGCCUGCUGCUGGCUGAGUUCCUGGGCUACGACGACAUCCUCAUGUCCAGUGUGAAAGGCCUGGCGGAAAACGAGGAGAACAAGGGCUUCCUGCGGAACGUGGUGUCCGGGGAGCACUACCGCUUCGUGAGCAUGUGGAUGGCCCGCACAUCCUACCUGGCCGCCUUCGUCAUCAUGGUCAUCUUCACCUUGAGCGUGUCCAUGCUGCUGCGCUACUCCCACCACCAGAUCUUCGUCUUCAUUGUGGACCUGCUGCAGAUGCUGGAGAUGAACAUGGCCAUCGCGUUCCCCGCAGCGCCCCUGCUGACCGUCAUCCUGGCCCUCGUGGGAAUGGAGGCCAUCAUGUCUGAGUUCUUCAACGACACCACCACGGCCUUCUACAUCAUUCUCAUCGUGUGGCUGGCCGACCAGUAUGAUGCCAUCUGCUGCCACACCAACACCAGCAAGCGGCACUGGCUUCGGUUCUUCUACCUGUACCACUUCGCCUUCUACGCCUACCAUUACCGCUUCAACGGGCAGUACAGUAGCCUGGCCCUCGUCACUUCCUGGCUCUUCAUCCAGCAUUCCAUGAUCUACUUCUUCCACCACUACGAGCUGCCCGCCAUUCUGCAGCAGAUCCGCGUCCAGGAGAUGCUGCUGCAGACCCCCCCUCUGGGCCCUGGCAGCCCCACGGCCCUGCCAGACGACCUGAACAACAACGGAGGCACCCCAGCUGCCACGCCCGACUCUACCAGCCAGCCCCCUGCCCUGGGCCCUGGCUUGCAGGGUGGUGGCAGAGGCCCUGGGCCCGUGGCUGAGGCACCCAGCUCCCUGGUGGCCGCGGCGGCCUCGGUGGCUGCAGCAGCCAGUGGUGACCUGGGCUGGAUGGCAGAGACGGCUGCCAUCAUCACAGACGCCUCCUUCUUAUCUGGCCUGAGCGCCUCUCUCUUGGACCGGCGGCCGGCCAGCCCCCUGAGCCCCAGUGGGGCGCUCCUUCGGGUCCCCCAGGACAGUGCCCCCACAAGUGACUCCCCAGGGUCUGACACAGCCCUGCAGACCGCUGGGGUGAGUGGGCCCAGCCUUGCGUCCAUGGCUCCAGUGGAUGCACCCUCAGAGGUUGGCUCCUGA
Messenger RNA from Delphinapterus leucas (beluga whale), 3488 nucleotides. RefSeq names its product transmembrane protein 259 (gene TMEM259). Gene Ontology annotation, cellular component: endoplasmic reticulum. Gene Ontology annotation, biological process: response to endoplasmic reticulum stress; positive regulation of ERAD pathway. The record is from RefSeq and is a predicted model, not a curated record. NCBI's taxonomy places the organism in Eukaryota, Metazoa, Chordata, Mammalia, Artiodactyla, Monodontidae.